UUUGAAACCCUUAACUCUGGCAUUCUCCAUGUGUGUGUGAUUGUGUUUACUGGAAGGAAACUCAUAGCAUGAGUUCACAGCAGCAUUUUUUCCCCCUUUUCUUUCUUUUUCUCCUCCUUCAAGGCUGUCCUCGGUUUGUCCGUCUGGUUCGGCCUCCUAGACACCACAACUGUGCCACGCACUCCUUCCUCCACAUCCCUCUCUCGCUUUCUCUCUCUCUCCUUCUCUCUUUCUGUGUCCAGUCUUUUAAUCGUGGUCCUCUUUUCUGCUCUCGUGGGGGAGGCUGGAAUAUCUGGUUUCCUGAACAAUGGAAACUCAAUCAGGAAAUGGACCCGAGGUGUCGAAAGAAGGAGAGUUCACUCGCUCGUCUCCUCUCACCCUGAGGCCUGCGGACGCAAAAGAGGACCUGGAGGAGAACAGGCGCAUUGAGAAGUUUGACAUCCCGCUCAGGAGCCUGAAGCAGAUGUUUGAGAAGCCGCCGGCGCAACAUGUGGAAGUGAGUGGUUCACAUUCAUCCACUGAAAGAGUUGCAGACAGCCAUCGAGGUGUUGGGGAAAAAAUGUCGAAUCAGGAUUCAAACUUUGGUGUCUCUGCGGGCGGCGCAGGAGAAACACACGCUGACGGAGAGACUGUUCCUCUCAAACAGAGACUGGCCUUAUACCAAGCUGCCACUACCAAAGAGGAGAGAAGCCCAUCUGUGGUCAUGGACAGCUCUGAGCCGUGCUCUCUGCCAGGUGGACUGGCCAGCGUGAAGAAACAAUUUGAAAGCCAAGAGUUAAGCUCCUCUUCUGCAUCCCAAAGCACUGUUGCACAGUACCACUACCAGCAGAGACAGGUGGUGAGCUCAUCAGAGGUGACAGUACGAAGCAGUGUUAAAGAAAGCAGUACCUCAAAUGCUCAGGUUUCUCUGGACAAGAAUGUUCAACAGAGUGUGGCCUCCAGUUUUGGCGAUCAUUAUGAUGAGAAAGUGAUGGUAAUUGGAGGAGAGAAUUUGCCAAAAGUUUCUACUCAAGCCCUAAAACAGCAGCAUGAAAAAAGUAUUGAGGACGCCACUCCACCCAAACAUAUCAAGAUUGAUCUUGAUUACAACCAGUUUCCCUGGGCCCCAGUAAGUGUUUCCUCAAAGGCUACUGCCACAGGUAGCUAUGAGGCCAUGUCUGUCACCAAAACAAUGCAAGAAGCCUGUACAUCCUCUAUGGCUUCCUCACAAUAUGAAGCUGUUGAGCACUUCUCCCAACCAAUAUCUGCCACACAACAGUUCCAAGAAACUUCCCAAGUCCCAGAACGCUGUCCUUCCCCUAAGCCAACAGACGCAUCUACUUCAUCCAAAUACGCGGUCAAUAAAGAGCAGUACUCUAAGCAGAGGAACCUCUAUGAACUGAAGCGUCUCUAUAAGCACAUUCAUCCAGAAGUGCGUAAAAACCUGGAACGUGACUUCUUUACUGAUGUGACAGACACCGAGCAAACCUAUGUGGACAGUGAUGAGGAGGCAAGCAGAGAUAUUCAGCAAGCACGUUAUGUUUUUGAAAACAGUGGAAGUACCAGCCCUGGCAAGUGCAUCAGCCCAGAGAGAGAGUAUAUGGAAUGGGAUGAGAUCCUAAAAGGUGAGGUGCAAUCAAUGCGCUGGAUGUUUGAGAACAAGCCCCUGGAUUCCAUUAAGGAUGUUACACCAGAUGAGGACGAGGGGAAGAACAUAGCCCAACAAGAAAUCAUUGCUGGAAAAGAUGUGAAAUACACUAUGUGGAUGUUUGAAACACAACCCAUUGAUGCUCUUGGUACAGAAAAAUCAGACUCAGCAGAGCACGGUGGAAAACAUGAGCUUGCAAGGGGAGAUGUCCAGACUGCAACAUGGCUGUUUGAGACACAACCGCUGGACACGCUUAACAGAAUUUACCAAGAGGAUGACCAAGAGACACAGGUCAUGUAUACUAAAGACAUUGCUGGGGGUGAUGUGAAAACUGCUAGAUACUUGUUUGAAACACAGCACCUCGAUGCACUUGGACACACCGAGACUAUUGACGAGAAUCACUUCCUGCAGUUAAAGUCUGAGCUUGAAGAAGUCAAGGGUGAGGUAAAGAAGACGACCAAGAUGUUUGAGACACAGCCCAUGUGUGUCAUUCGCGGUGACUCUGGUGAGAUGCUGGAGAUUACCAAGGUCCGACGUGAAGAAACUGAGAAAGGUGAUGUCAGAACAUCGCGCUGGCUCUUUGAAACUCAACCUCUGGACCUGAUUAGCAAAGAUCCAAGCAAGGUGAAAUUAAUCUGUGGGGUCUCAAUGGAGGAAAAUUCCCAGGGUGGUGUCAACAGAGGAAGGUGGCUCUUUGAGACAAAGACACUUGAUCAAAUUAAAGAAGAGGAAUGGGAAACCACAAAAACUCAAAAGGAAGAGAUCCUAGGUGCAGAUGUGAGAAGACAUUGCAUGAUCUUUGAGACGCAGCCUAUGGAUAAACUUAAAGAUGAUACAAAUGCAAGACCACUGGAGCCAGAGAACAUCAUGGGUGGUGAUGUUACUUCUGCUAGGCAAUUGUUUGAAACGGUGCCAAUGGAAGAUCUGAAAGAGUUACCUGAAGUUGGCAAGCUACAAAAGAUGGUGGCUUCAGAAGAAGAGAAAGGUGAUGUAAGACACCAGAAGUGGGUAUUUGAAAGUAAACCUCUUGAACAGAUCAGAGAGGAGAGCAAAGAGAUCACAAGGACCGUUAAUCUAGAGGACCUUGAAAAGGGUGAUGUUACAAAUUACAAGGAAAGAUUUGAGACCAUGGACCUGAGCAAGUGCUUAGAUGCACAAAAAAUACACAUAGAGGGUGUCACCAGCGGGUCAGUGAAAUCAAAUAAAGUGUUUUUUGAGUCAAAACCCUUGUAUGCUGUGCAAGACAGCUCGGGACACUACCAUGAGGUCAAAACUGUACGCAGAGAGGAGGUUGUGAAAGGUGAUGUGAGAAGCUGCAAGUGGAUGUUUGAAACCCGCCCCAUCGAUCAGUUUGAUGAGAGCAUCACUAAGUUUCAAAUAAUAAAGGGAAUAUCUAAAGAGGAAAUUCAGUCAGGUGAUGUUAAAACAGCCAAAUGGCUGUUUGAAACCCAGCCUCUUGAUGGCAUUAAAUACUUCAAUUUAGAGGAAGAAGACAACAGAAAAAAUGAGAGCAUUGAGAUUCAAAGAGGUGAUGUUAAAACAUGCAGAUGGUUGUUUGAAACACAGCCAAUGGAUGUCCUGUAUGAGAAAAUAGAGACAAAGACAGAAGACACCACAGACAUCCAGAAAGGAGAUGUUAAAACCUGCACAUGGCUUUUUGAAACUCAGACUCUUGACAGUAUAAAGGAUGAGUCUGAGACCAUCUUGAAAACUUCCACAGUAAAGCAAGACGAUGUGCAAGGUAAGGAUGUACGUCUUGUACGUUUCCUAUUUGAGACCGAAAACCUGGAAAACAUCACAGACGACGAGGAUCACAGUGGCUUUAAGCGAAUAACUGAAAUUGACAUUAACUCUGGAGAUGUGUCAAGGAUGAAGUACAUCUUUGAGAAUCAGACAUCUGAUAUCAUGACUUCUACAUCAGAAGAGACCAUGCAAAAACUCAAAUGCCAUCAAACAGAGGACAUUCAGAAAGGAAAUGUUGUGAACUGUACCUGGAUGUUUGAAAACCAAUCCAUUGAUUCAAUCAAGGCAAAUUCUGAAGAUUUCAAAGAGUCACGCACAGUUACAGAUAUUCAGGGAGGUAAUGUUGAUAAAGGUCGCUUCAUUUUUGAGACAUACUCAUUAGAUAAGAUUCAGGAGGAGUCAUCUGAAACUGAGAUCAGCAAACUUCAAAGUAUCAUACACAAAGAGAUUGAAAAGGGGGAUGUAAAAAAUUACACAAUGAUGUUUGAGACCCAGCCCCUAUAUGCUAUCAAGGACAAAGAGGGGCACUAUCAUGAGGUCACUACAGUCACAAAGGAAGAAAUUCUGCGAGGAGAUGUAGUUGGGGCAAGGUGGUUGUUUGAGACAAAGCCCAUUGACUCCAUUAAAGACACAGACGAGGUUUAUGUUAUCAAAGCUGUAACUCAAGAAGAUAUCCAAAAAGGUGAUGUCAGCACGGCUAGGUGGAGGUUUGAAACUCAACCUUUAGAUGAGAUUGCAGAGGAUAUGAAAGUUGCUGUUAAAACUGUAGCAGACAUCCAGGGGGGAGAUGUGAAAACAAACAAACAGCGCUUUGAAACUGAUGACCUAUCAGAGAAAUACGUGAGAACUGUUAGUGUCAGUGAGAUUCAAAGAGGUAACGUGAGAAGCUCCACAUGGAUGUUUGAAACUCGCACCAUUGACAAGAUCAAUGCUGAAGGUUCUGAGUAUGAAGGAAUGGAGAAGGUGAUGCGUGAAGAAGUGGUAAAAGGUGAUGUUAAGCAGUCUGUGUGGCUCUUUGAAAAAGAACCACUUGAUCGUAUCAAGGAUGUCGAUGACACAGAGACUGUAAUUUCCCGGGAGGAAAUCCCAAAAGCUGAUGUGAAGACAACAACAUGGUUGUUUGAAACCACCCCUCUAACAGAGUUUAAUGAGAGCAGCAUGGAAAGAACAGAGAUUGUCGGUAAGAGCAUCAAGACAACCCUAGAAGAGCUAUUUUCUCAGAAAAUGGUUGAUUCACAAGGCAUUCUAAUUGAGGCAGAUGAGAUUGGCGAUGUCAGAAUGGCUAAAUACAAACUCCUCAACCAGGACACUCCAGAAAUCCAAAGAGAGGAGGUUAUACAUGGAGACCUCAACAAUAUUAUGAUGAACCUGCUCAAUAGACGUGAGACAACAGAGAGAGGAAUCACUAUAAAUAUGCAGGAAAGAGGAAAUAUCAACUCAACCGUCCAACAGCUAUUUAAUCAGGAUAAGAGUGGUAAUGUUGAGAAAGAGGAAAUUAUCAGAGGAGAUAUCCAAGAGGCAAUUAAUAACUUGCUUAAGCAAGAAGGGUCUUCCAAACGGGGCAUCCUGAUUCAAGAAGAUGAGAAAGGAGAUGUGAGAAUGACAAUAUACUCACUUCUUAAUAAAGAAACAGAGAGCAGUGUUGAGAAAGAGGAUAUAAUUAGUGGAAAUAUUCGUGGAACGAUGCAUAGGCUACUAGGUAAUACUGAUGCAAAGGACCCAUCUACUAAGAUAACUGUGGCAGAAGCGGAGAGAGGAAAUGUCAGUUUUUAUUCUACCUGUAUUGAGUCUGGGGCAAUGGACUACCUCAAGCAACUUCAGGUGGGGGCUGAUGAAAUUGUUGAGGAAAAAGUGAAAGAACAAAUAAUUGGAGGGGAUGUAGAACAUACAAAACAGAUUCUAAGAAAGAGCCAGCAAAUAAUAGGACGAACUGUUGCUGAAGAUGAUAUUGUACCAGGUGAUGUAAAUAACACAGUCCAGGUGUUUAUGAUGGAACCUGUACUCUCCCUGCAUAACUUGCAGAAAGAGGAGAUAGUAAAGGGAGACUUGAGAGCAGCUCUUGACUCUCUCACGCAAGCUGUUAACCAAUGUGUAGUCAUUGAAAAAGAGGACAUAGUCAAAGGAGAUAUCAACACAACACUUAGGUCUCUCGAGGAGGCUCAAAACCAGUCUAAAGGAAUUGAAAAACCUGAGAUUGUGCCUGGUGACAUUAGGGGUGCAUUAGAAUCUCUUGAAAAAUCGACAUCUGCAAAGACUGAGGUAAUUAUUGAAGAUUUGGUGCCAGGGGAUAUUAAAGGUACUCUGAAAUCCCUGGAGGAGGCAAAGCAGGCAGUAAAAGAGGUUGAGAAGGAGGAAAUAGUUAAAGGUGAUAUUCAGACUGCUUUACUUUGUCUUCAAGAAGCUUCAACUGAAAAGAAGGUUUUUCAGCACCAAGUAAGUGAACAAGGUGAUGUGAAAGGUACAAUUCAGCUCUUACUGGAGCCAACUUCAUCCACCCGUAUGCACAGAAGGCCAAGCACAGAGGGUGAUGUAAAAUCCUCUAUUAAAUCCCUGUAUGAGCAGGAGCAAGUAGAAGUUGAGAAAGAGGAGGUAAUUAAGGGAGACGUUCAGGGAACAAUUAAAUCCCUGAUGAAAAAGAAAGAGCAAUCAAGCUACAAAUCAAAAAUGAACCCUCAUAAGAAAGCUAAAGUUACAAUUAAGAACCCAGUCCCCUCUCAACAAGCAUGCCGUGAGUGCCCAGCUGGACCUAAAGCUGAGGAAAAGCCAACAAAUCCACCUCCAGUGAAAAACAUGCAGCAGAGCAGCACAAAAAAGACAUCAGACAUCAAAUCUUCAGAAAGUCAGACUUCUGAGGAGUAUAGUUCUACUACUAAGCAGAUGAGCACUGCUGCUAAUUUACAAGUGUCUUCUCAAAGCUCACAAAAAAUGAAUGUAAAAGAGCAACAUAUUAAACAAAAGCAGAACACUCCUAGUCCAGUGCUAAUAAAGAAAAAGAAUCUUGGAGGUCAAACAAGUGAGAGGAAAUCUGAAAAUGCAGCUAUGUCUUCAGCAACAAGUGCAUCAGCAUCAGUGGAGGCAUCACAAACUAAUAUUAGCAUGAAAAAAACUGAAGAGACAAAGACAGUCACACAAGUUCAGACUACAAUGACAACAGAGAGCACUACCAUAAGCCAGAAGCAAAACAUCAAGAAUUUAAAAUCAGAAAAAAAUGUUAAGAGCCUUAACCGCAAUCUAAGUCCUAAAGGAAUGAUAAAAAAGACAAAACCACAGCCAGAGAUUCACUUUCCACCACCUCCGAGUUCCCCUCCACCCCCCUCUGAAUCAGAGCUCUCUCUGCCUCCUCCUCCCUCGCCAGUGGCAGAAAGUGAGGUCCAGCCACCCCUCUUACCACGGCCUCCUCUGGCUAUGAGACAGGACAGUGACCUUCCCCCUCCACCUCCCCCACCUCCUAUCAUGGAGACAGACACAGAAUUCUUCCCACCACCUCCUCCACCCCAAGACUUCCUCCCUCCUCCUCCAUCUCAACAGGAACUCAGCUCAGUUGCCCAACCUGCUAAGCCAAAAGGCAGAGCUCUGUUCAAGGUGCCCACACCUGAGCCUCCCAAGCAGCCAAUGCCCAAAACAUUUAAAUGGCAGAAAAAACAAACAUCACCUACUCCACCACCACCUCCUCCUCCAUCAGUUGCUGAGCAGAGUGAAACAAUUGCAUCAGGUACAACCACAUUUACAGAAACUACAGAGAACAUCAGCAAGCAAAAGGAAAUGUUUAAAAAAACCGAGCCUCCAGCUCCCCUUAAUACUAAAACUUCAUCAGCAAUACCUGUGCUUCAAGCAGCAGCUGAGGAACCACCACGCCCCAAAAAAGCAUUUGUUCCACCAAUUAAGCUCCCACCUCCUCCUGACCCUGCUUCUCCAAAACCAAGGCCUUAUGCAAGUAAAUUUAAAACCCCACUCAUGCUUGCAGAGGAGAGAUAUCGCAAACAAAGGGAGGAGGCUGAAAAAAACCAGGGAGAAAGUACUCCCACCUCACCCCCACCUACUAAACUAUUUAAUGACAGAGAAAUAAAGACUGGAGCAGAGUCAAUCACACAGAAACCUGAACAGACCCAAGUUACUAUUGAGACACAGCAAGAAACGCGUAAAGAACCAGAGACAAAGCAAAAGCCAGCCAUGCUACACAAAGAAAUGACAGAAAAACCUGCCCCACCAAAAAGUCCACAGAUUCCUCCAAAGCAAAAAACACCUGCAAAUUUUCAGAUAAGCAAACCUUCAUUUCCCAAAGUUGCUAAAAAACCAACCACAGAAUCCUUUAGUAAUAUAUCCGAUAAAAGGCAGACAUCUACUACUGCUGCUAUAGAAAAGAAAAGUCAUACAGCCUCUGCAGUUCAAUCACUUCCUGUUGCAGAGCAAGCUGAAAGUACAAAAGCUCACGCUGUAAAAGAAGAGAGCAUCCAGGCCACUAAAAGUGUUCAAAAUCAGAUCACUACUUCUGCUCAAGUAGAGGAGAUCAGAAGCGUAGAGGCAUGUGUGGUUCAAGAAGUCAAAAAGGUUCCCCCUCAGUCCACAAAGAUCCCAAAAGUGACCCCAAGCUUCAAGGUUAAAACAUUUAAGGUACCUAAGGUAGAGAAUGUGGAGAAAGAAGAAGAGAAAAAAGACAUAGUUCAAACAGCUAGGACAGAGCAAACAGUCACAGAAACAGGAAAACAUGUCUCUCAAGUGGAUACAGCUCACGAGAGCCUUCAAAAAUCCACCAGUGCUAUGGAAAAAACUGAAGUGAAAGUUGAAAAAAGUGAGGGAAUUACACAAACCAAGAAAGAUGCCAAAUUGGAGGUCCAUCUAAAGAAACAAAAACAAGCUACAGUUAAGCAGCCGCCACCUGUUGCACCGAGACCAUCAGUUGAGAUACAUCAAAUACAGCCAGCAAUAUCUAUAGAGGUGCAUCAAGGACAAGGUCAGACAUCUGUCAUUCAGUCACAUCAUGCCGUGAGAGAGGAGCAUGUUCAGGUCCAUGAAGAAAGGAAGGUCACUCAGAGCACAGUUCAGCAACAGAGCAUCCAACAAAAAAAUAAAUUCCAGAUCAAGAAGCAGAUAAAACCUCCAAUGCGUCCUCCAAGCAGAGAGGAGGCCAUAAAACAGUCAAUACAGAAAGAGGAUCAGACCAAAUCAGAGAGUCUAUCAAUUACAACCGAAAUUUCGUAUGCACAAAAAUGUGAAGAGAUUCAAAUAUUGUUGAGUUGUAUCAACGAGUUUGAAGGAGCCCCUGCAAAAAUGAAUCCAAAAGCGUUAAAGGCAAUACUGAGUAUCAUUCCUGACUGGCUAGUUAGCUCUGAAGAGAAGGAAGAUUUAAGCCAGGUUCAGUACAACAAGCAGAAAAUGACAGAAGUCAUAACCUAUGUAAAGAACCUUGCCAUUGCCAAACUGAAUUUUUUAGAGGGAAACUUCUCUGUUUCAGAGACUGCAAAAAGUGAGUCAACACCAGAAAAGAAAAUAGUAGGUGGAGCCACACAAAAAAUAUCCAAGAUAACUAUUGGCUCAUCAAAAAUUGAGACUCAGAAGAAAGUAGUGGAGGAGAAAAAAACAGAAUGUCAGAGUAAUUCAAGAGUAGCAGAGCUCAAAAUGCCACCCGAGCUAAGAAUGCGGACACCAUCACCAACGUUCAUAUGCAUUGAGUCUGCCAAGAGGACUGACUCCCCUCUUAGAGUAACUCCGUCACCCCCUCCCUCUUACAGGACAGGUGCUACACCAACACCUCCACCUCGGUGGUCUGAAACACCAACACGAAUGUACCUAUCCACACCGUCCCCCACAAUGAGUCGCUCUGAGAAGCUAGCUAAACUAAGAGAUACCACAGCCAAACUCUCACAAGGCAUGACCCCACCACCCAUGCCUUUGCCAGAGUACAUGAUGAAGGUCCAGACAGAUUUGGAGGGGUCGCGCUCAUCCAGUUGUUCAGAGAUAGCCCUUGAGAGUCAUAUGAUGGAAUCAUCCCUCAUAGACGUCACAGAUAUCCAUGGAGACUCCAUGAUGACUGUGAAAGACAAGCGUGAAUUCUUUGAAGAGGCUCAGAAAGCAGACGUCUGUCGUACCUAUUUACGCAAGGAUCCAAUUGACAUCCCAGAGCGUCUUGGACCAGAUACAGAUGAUAAUGAGCCAGAGCUCCCGAGAUCCAUAGAUGCACAUGAGAGAUUGUUAGAGGACUUGCCCAGGGUUGAUCUGUCGAAGCUUGUGAACAAAUUUGAGUCCCCCCAGCCAAAAGUUUACAUUCGGAAGGACCCCAUUGUGAUUAACGAGAGACUUGGAAGUGACACAGAAGAUGCUGAACCUGAGAAGAAGGCAUCCUUGGUGGAGGACAUGCCAAGCUUUGAUAUUAAGGCCCUCAAGAAUGUCUUUGAAAUGGGUGAGCAAGCCCAUCAGUAUCUAAGAGAUGAGAGGAAAAAUCUUGAAAAACAAGAGGAAGCACCUGAAGGAUUCUCUGAGACACAGUCUGUAACGGAGCACUUCUCCUCUGUAGAUGAAUUUGGGAACAGUGUAACAGGCUCAAUGAAUCAAACAACCUCCCACUCUCAGAGUGUGACAACCCGUGGUGAUCCACCCACUUAUGCAGAUGUAGUAAAAGGGGCUGUUCCUGUCCUAGACGUUCCACCAGAGGCCUCUGCUGAAGAGUUACUAAAGAGCUUCCAGCAGACAUGGGCAGAGAGUGAAAACGUCUUUAAAAACCUGGGCUUCACUGUGUCGGAACAACACAGAUCACAGACUGUUUCACGCCAGCACCAGUCUGUUGUCACCGAAAGUACGGGUGCCAGAGUCCGAACUGUGUCAGGUAUGUCGGAAGAGGGUGUAUCCCAUGGAGUCUCUCAUAGCAGACAAGCAAAACUUCCAUAAAACCUGUUUUAGAUGUGCCCACUGCAACAGCCAGCUCAGUCUUGGAACCUAUGCUUCUCUCCAUGGACGAAUGUACUGUAAGCCACAUUAUAAACAACUUUUCAAGUCUAAAGGCAACUAUGAUGAAGGGUUUGGAGAAAGGCCCCACAAAGAACAUUGGAGUACAAAGGAUCAAAACAACAUAUCAGAAACACCCAACACGAAAAGCAAUCCUCGUGUCAGUUUAAAAGUAACUCACAGCCCACAAGAAAAUGACACCAAUGCAACACAGAAUAUUACGGAAGAAAAGAUAAACAUUGAUGAUGAUGUUAAAAAGGCAGCAAAUAAAAUUGCAGUCGUGUGGCCACCCCUUACUGAUUCCCCAAAGAAGUCAUUUGCUGUAGAGGAUGAAAUAAAGAUAGUGAAACCAGUCUGGCCUCCUCAAGUCGAAUCAGAACUCUCAGGUAAAGAGAAUAACGAACCGGAAGUUAAGAGGCAAACUACUAUCGCAAGUACAGAAAAUGGACCCAAGGAAAAUAGUGGUCCUGUGUCACCUAUAAAUAAGCCAGAAAAGUCAUCUACAGAUGCUAAAAUAACUCAAGUGAUGGAAGAGCCAACACCAAAACUUGAAACUGAGGGGGCAAAGGAUGCCAGCGAAACAAGCAAUGCCACUGAGCCGUCCACAGAAAGCCAGCAGACUGUAGAGCAGAAAGAUGAGACAACUCAGGCAACGGAGGCAAAAGAA
Molecule: messenger RNA, 10976 nt
Organism: Danio rerio (zebrafish)
Lineage: Eukaryota; Metazoa; Chordata; Actinopteri; Cypriniformes; Danionidae
Source: RefSeq, a predicted model, not a curated record